Spinacia oleracea (spinach) is the source of this 842-nucleotide messenger RNA. RefSeq names its product glycine-rich RNA-binding protein-like. The record is from RefSeq and is a predicted model, not a curated record. Gene Ontology annotation, molecular function: RNA binding. NCBI's taxonomy places the organism in Eukaryota, Viridiplantae, Streptophyta, Magnoliopsida, Caryophyllales, Amaranthaceae. The transcript is spliced from 2 exons. Bases 81 to 581 code for a protein of 166 amino acids.
CACUUUCAUCGUGCUCUACAUUUUCUUCAUUUCAAUCACAAAAUUUAGAGUAUCUUAUUUACCUUUUCUCCUCGUCUAAGAUGUCUGACGCCGAGCACAGAUGUUUCGUCGGAGGUCUUGCAUGGGCCACCGAUGACGAAGCUUUGAGCAGGGCUUUCUCUCAGUUCGGCCAAGUUACUGAUUCGAAGGUGAUUCAAGACAGAGAAACUGGCAGAUCCAGGGGAUUUGGCUUUGUGACCUUCGGAAGCAAAGAAGAGCUUGACGCUGCAAUUGAAGGAAUGAACGGUCAGACUCUUGACGAACGUCAGAUCACUGUUAACGAGGCUCAAUCUCGCAGUGGUGGUGGAGGAGGCGGUGGUGGAUUCCGCAGUGGUGGAGGAGGUGGUUACGGAGGUCGUCGUGAAGGUGGAGGUGGCGGCUACGGAGGAGGAGGUGGUUACGGUGGAGGUGGUCGUCGUGAAGGCGGAGGAGGAGGUUACGGAGGAGGUGGUGGUGGUUACGGUGGAGGUGGUCGUCGUGAAGGCGGAGGAGGUGGUUACGGUGGAGGACGUGAUUCUGACGGCGGUAGCUGGAGGAAUUAAUGCGUUAUAUCGUCAAGUAACUUCCAACCAUGGUUUCAUUCUGUCUAAAAGUCCUAGAUCUAGGGUUCUAGGUGACUGUUAGUGUUUGAUUAUCUCGAAAUUAGUGGUUUUAUCGGCUUAGUAUUAGUAUUAUGGGUGCUAAUUUUGAUCGUUGGUUAAUUAGGUGUUCUGGAAGCUGGGUUACUGUUGAGUGAGGAUGUUACUUUUGUAAUUAAACGAUAGUUGCAGCCUUGGAAUUAAUGAAAAGUUUGAAUGCCAAAA